CCCCACGGCACUCAUUCACUCCCCACGGCACUCAUUCACUCCCCAUACCAAGCUUCGCUGGAACAACUCCCUCCAUACCAUCGAAACCAUCCCCUUCGCUCAUCCCCACCCCUAGUCACCGAGAGAUCACUACUACUUACAGACUCCUUGCCGUUUCUCCCCCAGCUUUCGGUUAUCUACCCGUCUUCGGGGGUGCCUUCCUGGUAGCUACUUGGCUAGUUCGGGCUUCGGAGAAACCUUCGACAGGUGGCUCUUUUCUGGGCACAACUUCGUCUUUCGACCCCCAUACGUACCGGACUCCUUAUGGCCCACAUUCCUUCUACGCCGCCUCCGCAGCUCAAGGCAUACUGGUUCUACACCUCCUCGCAGGCCAUCGAUGACCCCCUCUCGCCGCUUCCUACCACCGGCCCCCAGACCGUGAGACAGCCGCCGCGUCCUUUCUCAAAAUACGACUCGUCCGCCCUCGAAGGUGCCUAUCAGCUGCUUCUACGCGAGAACCAAUCCCGAGGUCCCAACCGCACCGGCCAGAACACCUCGAAAUCUACCUCGCGCUCGCGCUCGCCGAAGCCACGUGAACACCGCGAACACCGUGUAAAGCGUACGGAAUCAUCGCGAUCCCGUGAGGCAGCACUCGAGGGACACCCUAUAUUCAACGUGGAGGACGACGAACUACAGCUCAAAGAUGAGAUUUCCACGUCCGCGUCCACUGCUCCGACACAGGGCUCGAUGCUUGAGCGGAGGUCCUCGAUAGUCUCGGGAGGCCGCCUGGGCUCUCUAUUUGCCCCUUCAUCUGCCCCCAGCAACGUCUCGACUUUCACGGCAGGCACGGAGGCAACGGCGGCCAACACCACUACGACGCGAAACCCCUUCAUACGAUCGCUUUCGCUUUCACGGAAUUCCACCAUGCCUCAGCAGCAAUCCUCGGCAAGCUCUUCGAGACGUUCUAGUAUGACCGGUAAGAGACCGCCAGCAUCCCCAAGCGCGCCGCCGCCACCGCAGAAGGAAAUUCCGGUUGGCAUCCAGAGGUUACACAAAGUGCUUCUUCCGAGCUUGGUGAUGGCGCCAAUUUAUUGGAGUCCACUGCACGACGUAUCCUCGGUAGUGCGCGGUACCUGGUUUUACAAAGAUACCAUGCUUCCGGUGGAGGCGGAAAUUGCGAAUAGACUGGAGAUGGGCUGGGAAGAGGUACGCGCGUGGACCGAAGAGUGGGAUAUGGAGCUGUCCAGUGCUGUCGAAGUUGGGAGAGAGGGUGAGGAAAAGGUGCGAUGGCAGCUUUGGGACACUAGUAGUAUUUCUGUUCCGAACAGUCGCCCUGGGAGCUCUGGUGUUAUGGAGUCGCAGAUGCUCGAUGGCACUGCCCCCACCGCCUCCAAGACCACCACAGGGACCUCAAAUCCGAACGACCCACCGUCCAGGUUAAAGCCGAACGAAUGGGAUUGGGUUCUUUUCGUGAACGGCAGAGAUGCCUAUAUCUGCAGAGACAGCAUGCUUUCCUUCGGGCAAAAACGACCGCUCGCCAACAUCCGUAGGGGGAAACCCGUUGGCACGCAUGUGGUUCGGGGAUUCUCGGAAGCAGAAUGGCUCAAGCUCCAUCCUCCGCGGCGGAAACCUCAGCCUGCACCAACCCCGGCUAAGAACAGGAAUCACUACGUUGUCGAAAAGAAGACUCCCAUGCCGAACAAUCCAAGGCGUACCCCAGCGAUUAAUUCCGAGUUUCAGGCGGGAGGUGAUGUCGGAAGCUUUGUACAGCACCAGGAAGAAGGCCUGGGCCUAGGCGAGAAUGAUGAACAACGCGGGAAGGUGACGGAUCUAUUCCUAGUAAUUCAUGGAAUCGGUCAAAAGCUUUCCGAACGAGUGGAGAGCUUCCACUUUACGCAUUACAUCAAUUCUUUCAGGCGGUUGCUCAACGUUGAGUUGGCGAAUGAAAUGGUUAGGCCACAUUUGAGGGAUGGUGUGGGGUUAAUGGUGCUUCCGAUUAAUUGGAGGCAUAAUCUGACAUUCGAAGGAAUCGAAGAAAAUCACCUAGAUGAGUCGGAAACCGAUACCAAUAAAUUCAACCUGAACGAUAUUACGCCGCCGAGUAUUCCUGCAGUCCGAAAUCUGAUCGGCGAUGUGAUGCUCGAUAUUCCUUACUAUCUGAGCCACCACAAAGAGAAGAUGAUAAAAGCAGUCAUCACCGAAGCGAAUCGUGUCUACAGACUUUGGUGCAAGAAUAAUCCAGGCUUCGAGAAGGAAGGACGGGUUCACAUCAUCGCUCACUCGCUUGGGACUGCGCUGGCCCUGGAUAUUCUGAGCAAACAGCCGACCCAUACCAUUUAUGAUCCUAAUCCUCCACCUCCGCCUUCCAGUGGCAGUGGUUGGGGAAAGAGGAGGAACCGGGAUUCCGGUAUACAACACCAAGAUGAGCACUUUGACUUCAACACUUCGAACAUCUUUUUCUGCGGUGCGCCGGCGGCAUUCUUCCUAUUGCUCAACAGGAGUAUGCUGUUGCCCCGCAAAGGACGAAAUAAACCAGGCAGCUAUGGAGAGGAUAGGGAACCUGGGGUCGCAGGUGAGGCAGGGAAAUAUGGAUGCAUGUCUGUCGACAACAUUUAUAACGUGCUCCAUUAUUCUGAUCCCAUUGCGUACCGCCUCAACCCCACCGUCGAUACCGACUACGCCUCGACCCUCAAAACCGCAUUUGUCCCGUCCACAAACGUCUCAUUCUUCGAUGCCAUCUCCUCGACCAUCCGCUACGUAAUCCCAGGCGUCUCUUCGGAGAACACAUCUCCAUUCGAUGGGUCCCCGCACGCCGCCCAGCAUCCCACGAUCGCGCGCCUACCUUCCAACAUCGAACUAGAAACCCAUGACUUCUCACGCGAGGAGCUGGCCGAAAAGCGGUUCUUCCUUUUGAACGACAACGGACAAUUGGACUGGUAUCUCAACCUCGCGAACCCACUGGAGAACCAGUAUCUCAACAUGCUGGGAGCACACAGUAGCUACCUCUCGAGCCGAGACUUUGCACGAAUGUUGGUAGUUGAAGUUGGCCGGCCCGUGGGGAGAAAAGGAACCCUGAGAGGCAUGCGGGUGCAGAAGAAGAGAGGGUUUUCUUUCGCGAAGUAGGUAAACACGUUGAGCGCUGGAGUUGGGGUAUUUCUUAUGAUAGCUGGCGUUUUCUUUUCAGAGACUUUUUUCUUUCUUCUUCAAGUAAGGGAGACUUUGAUUUUCGCUUUUUCCUUUGCUGCUUGCUUGUAGCACUUACUUACAUAGCGGUUACCCACCGAGCUCUUGAUCUGUCUGUGGUUUUCUCUUGGGGAGCUAUUUUGUUUCUUUAUCUCUUGCCUAGGUAUGCUUUUAUGUAAAUGCUGGUGGAGUGGGAGAUUGUCGAUACAGGUUGGGAUUUCAUUCUUCUGUUGAUGCGCCUCGGCGGCUGACGGGGGCCGGGGCAGGCGCCAAAUGCGCACGUUGUACCAUAUUACACUUGUAUAUUAGGCUCCGUUCGGUGCCGUACGUUUAUUUUUUACUACGCAAUAAAUAAUAAACGGUCCACUAGUCCGUAGCAACUUGGCGCCCAGGCAUCUCAGAUAUCUGUUCGGC
Messenger RNA from Tricharina praecox, 3576 nucleotides. RefSeq names its product DDHD domain-containing protein. Gene Ontology annotation, molecular function: metal ion binding; glycerophospholipase activity. Bases 304 to 3102 code for a protein of 932 amino acids. The transcript has 5 exons. Gene Ontology annotation, cellular component: cytoplasm. The record is from RefSeq and is a predicted model, not a curated record. Lineage: Eukaryota; Fungi; Ascomycota; Pezizomycetes; Pezizales; Pyronemataceae.